AUGCCCCCCACCAUCACAACCACCGUAAACACCCUGCAAACCCCCGACGGCCUGACGCUCUACACCAAAACCUGGUCCCCCCCCACCAGCAGCAACAGCAACAGCAAAAUCAAAGCCCGCCUCGUCUUCAUCCACGGUUUCAGCGACCACUGCAAUUUCUACGACCCCCUCUUCCCCUGCCUCGCGCGCGAGGGGAUCCGCGUCUACAGUUUCGAUCAGCGGGGAUGGGGGCGGAGCGUGCAUUCCCCGGCGCAGAAGGGCUUGACGGGGCCCACGAGGCAGAUUUUGGAAGAUAUUUCGUUUUUUAUUAGGAAUUUGCCCGGUGGUGAGGAGGAAGGGGAGGAGGCGCCGUUGUUCUUGAUGGGUCAUAGUAUGGGCGGGGGACAAGUGUUGACGUACAUCUCCCUGGGACCGGAGGAUGUGAAGCGGCAGAUCAGAGGUUAUCUGUGCGAGGCGCCGUUUGUGAGUCUGCAUGAGCGUUCGCGGCCGUGGAAGGGGACGGUCGUGCUGGGGCGGUUGGUGGGCAGGCUUCUGCCGCAUCGACAGAUGGUGCAGCAGUUGGACCCGAAGAAGCUCUGUCGGGAUCCGGAUGUCUGCAAGGCUUUUGAGGAAGAUGCGUUGUGUCAUGAUACCGGUACGCUGGAAGGGCUGGCGGGCAUGUUGGAUCGCGCGAGUGAUUUGCAGGAAGGGAAAGUUGUGGUGAGGGAAGGACAAGGGGAAGGGGGGAAGACGAGGUUAUGGAUUGGGUUUGGCACGGGAGAUGAGAUUCUUAGUGAGGAUAUCUGCAGGAAGUGGUAUGAGAAGUGUCAGAUUGAGGAUAAGGAAUAUAAAAGGUACGAGGGAUGGUAUCACAAACUGCACGCAGAGGUGAGUGCUGCUUCCUUAUGCAAGAAUUCGAACUUGAGCUGAUUGCCAUGUGUAGCCGGGCGACGACAAGUUCCAAUUUGCGCGGGACGUCUCGAAAUGGAUCCUGGAUCGGAGUGGACCGCUGGAAAACAAUGACAGCACGGCAACAAAACCGAAAUUGUAG
Messenger RNA from Lecanosticta acicola, 1030 nucleotides. The record is from the annotation of a GenBank genome assembly. Lineage: Eukaryota; Fungi; Ascomycota; Dothideomycetes; Mycosphaerellales; Mycosphaerellaceae.